This is a messenger RNA of Cololabis saira (Pacific saury), 5970 nucleotides long. RefSeq names its product Krueppel-like factor 15. Gene Ontology annotation, molecular function: RNA polymerase II cis-regulatory region sequence-specific DNA binding; DNA-binding transcription factor activity, RNA polymerase II-specific. The coding region runs from base 209 to 1483 and encodes 424 amino acids. The transcript is spliced from 3 exons. Gene Ontology annotation, biological process: regulation of transcription by RNA polymerase II. The record is from RefSeq and is a predicted model, not a curated record. Lineage: Eukaryota; Metazoa; Chordata; Actinopteri; Beloniformes; Belonidae.
AUGCCGACAUGGACCCGUGGCAGAGACGGGAUGCUCGUGUCCUCGCAAAAUAACACGACGGAAGCAAAAGAAUAAACACGAAAAUGAGGAGAGCCGUCGACCGCCCAGCUUUCAUCUGAACAUCGUUUUCCAGGAAACGCAUGGGUUUCGUGACUCCUCUCCUGGAUAGUUUUCCCAACACGCCUUCUACAACAUUUGGCCUGGAUCAAUGGUGUCUCUCAGCAACAUAACACUAAGUGUGGAGACUGACCUGUUUAGGGACAGUAUUAGCAGUGAGCUGUGGGGGGCAGUAACAGUUGGAGAUGGUGUCCUCAGCAAAGACCCCACUUCAGCCUCUUGCAACGCCUCUCAGGCAGGGGAGCAGCAGCCUAGCGCUGGGGAAGAAGAAGACGAAGAGGAAGAGGAAGAGGAUGAAAAUGAAGGUGCACAUCUUCACAUUUUUCUCGGUGCAGCAGGAGAAGGGGGGGCAGCCUGUCAGGAACCUAAGCUGCCAGAAGUACCUUUCGAUCCCUCCUCCCCAUUUUCUCCCACUCUGGAGGACAUAGAGGAGUUCCUGAGGGAAAAGAUGCAACUGGUGAAGGAAGAAUUAUUGACAUCGAAGGAGGACGCCUCCCCUCUGACGAGUGGCUUAUUUGAUGCUCUGUUGUCCUCUGGGCCCCCAGUUACUUCCACAGAAACUGUAAGUGACUCAGACUCUAGAGCAGUCGUUUGCACUUCCAGCCCAGACUGCCGAAAGAAAGAGAAAAACAGCACUGGUCGAGCUGACCCUUCCCUUUCUGGCCACUGGAGCCCCUCUCUUCCAAGCUUAAUGCCGCCAAUGCUUCUUGAAGCUCCACUGGUUCUCCAGCUCCAGCCUUUACCCAUGGCCCAGUCUCAGGCUUCAGCAGGCUCCUUUGCAGGAGCCCAAAGUGGCGUUCUGCUUACUCAUCUGGUCAUGGGCCUUCAGGGUACUACAGCACAAAAUCUUAUGUUCCUGGCCCCCCAGGUCUCUUCCUCGCCAACCGCCACUUUGAUAUCAUUGAAUAACAGAGAUAACAAGUCAGCCGAUCAGAAGUACGUGAAGAUUGCUCCCCUGCCUAUAACUACGAAAACUUUAGAAAUCAUGACUAUGACGGGAGUUGAGGGGCAGGCCAACUGUCUCCUAAAAGCAGUGGCCCCUCGGGUGACCAAAGUGCUGCCAACAGAGAGGGUCCACAAGUGCUCCCACCCAGGCUGUGGGAAGAUGUACACCAAAAGCAGUCAUCUCAAAGCUCACUUCCGUCGGCAUACGGGAGAGAAACCCUACACAUGUAGCUGGCCAGAAUGUGGCUGGAGGUUCUCCAGAUCCGACGAGCUGUCUCGUCACCGGCGCUCUCACUCAGGCAUCAAGCCAUAUGAGUGCUUAUUUUGCGAGAAGAAGUUUGCACGCAGUGACCAUUUAUCUAAACACACAAAAGUCCACCGUAGCGCCAAGCCCGGCAGGAUUAUCAGAGACACCAUGUAACAAAUCAAGCUGGCCUAAAACAAGAUUGCAGCCCCACAGCUGCCUGAGUGGGCCCUGACUCAGGUAGCUAGGGUUGACUCUCUUUGGACUGUUGUUGCUUGCAAGUGUGCAUUUAUUUUCUAAAUGAAUGUACACGAUUUUCGAAAGCUGGCUGUUUUUUUUCACCCUCAUCCUUUCAUUAUCGUGUCCCAACUGAACUGACAUGCAUUUAAGAAAAGCUUAAGUAAAAGUUGACUUCUUACCCUGGAUUCACACCAAAAGCAGCACAGGCGUCCAUAGGUGUCCGUCUGCCAUUCAUUUUCUAUGAAAGCGCGCUGCAAGAGGCGUAGGAGGCCACGGAGGCGUUGGAGGCAUCGGGAACAGCGCAUUGGAGGCGUCCAGAGCGUCAACAUGAAGUUGAGAAAUCUCAACUUUAUGAAAAUGAGCAGCGGCGACGCCGAGGCAGCGUCCAAUCACAGACUCGGAUUCCCGAAGCCUCAAUCCCAGAUUGUACUUUCGUGUACACAGAAACUUAUACUUACUCACAUGCAUACAUGAGCAUAGCUGUGCACUAACAAACUUAUUUUAUCAGGAAUUAAUAUAUUUCAUCCAGCAAACUGACAUUUUUGUUGAUUUGACUGCCGUUUUUACCUGAACUGCGAUUACAUGUGAAACACGUAACUGAUGGUUUAGGAGCUGGAUGGUCCGAACGAUUUUAUUUGCUACAUCCAUCCAACGCAAAAUAAUUAAAAACCGUGCUUAUUAAUCACAAAACACAGUUUAAACAAUAUGACCAAAUCCGCUCCGACCCGGUGUAUCAGUGAUCACCGCAGACAGACUGCAGCUUCACCGGGACCAACGGCUCUGAUAGUUGCUGUUGAUCCAGGACCAACCUUGUUAAGGAGCAUCAAACUCACUCUUAUCUACGCGGAAACAACGCCAAAAUAUAAAGAAGGUGUCCCAAAGUUUGAUCCAUGGUGAAAUAGGAAACUGGAGAUGUGCACGCUUAUAUAUGUGUAGGCUAUAUGCACUUUGUUCCCUCCAGUUCUGCAUCGCAGCUUUAAAGCCCCGCCCACUGCAGGCGUUGACAGGCAUCGACAGGCGUCGGCAAGAUUUUUGACGCUUUUAGUGUGAAUCCAGCAUCAGCUUUCACUUGUUUUGCAACCAGUGCCCACACUGCAACUUCCCAAGCCAAACUCUCCCAGGUGCUGUGGUAAGUGGGACGUUAACCAUUAGGUUAAUGGAAUUGUUUGUCGGCAUGGAAUUUCUCCUUUACUUCUGCCGGGGAUUCAGGUGCACAUAAGACUUUCAGUUCAUUAAUAUGAUGUGUUCUAAUUUCAAAUCCUGGAAGGACAUGAUCAAUAUAAUUGUGUGGUAGCAGUCUCUCAUGCGUAACAUCUUCCCAGAAAAAGGAAUUUGUUGGAAUGAUGCACAAUCUACAUACAGAGGCUCAGCUUAAAAUUUGGCAAAUCUGAGAGAAACCUUUUUUUGUUAAUUUUGUUAUGCAUUCAGUGCUGGCCUUCAUUACAUAUAUCGAAUUAUGAUAUGCCUCACUUGCACCUGUACGCCUUUUCUCAGUAUGUGUACAUCCUAGCCUCUUUAUCAAUGCCUUUUUUUCUCAUAACAAAACUUAUCUUGAUCCUGUUGUUCUGCUCAUAUUAUGAUCAUAUUAUUGUAUAUGCCUGUAUUCAAAUGUGAUUUUUAACUGGGUGUUACCAAACCAUAUAUAUCAUUCUUCUGAUCCUGUGAGGAAAUGGAAAUGAAUGGUGCAUGACUGUUUAUAUGCUCCUUGUACUUUGAAAAUCAUUGUGAAACCAAAUUAUUUGGCCUGGAAAACUAUAGACAUCACACCCAAAGGUGCAAAAGUUAUGUACAACACAGCUCUUUCUUAUUUACAGUGGCACUUACUAGAUGUAUUAUUAUUUUGGUUGUAGCAGAAAGAAGACCUUGUAGUUUAAACAGCUAAAGGGCAGCUAACAUCUAUUCAUUUCUCAAUAUGAAUUGUACUGAAUGCACAUAUGACCCAUGUACAGUUUGUUGCCUUUACAUAGCUAUAUCCUUGUUUUUUUUAUCUGAUUAUCUUUAAGCAGCGCAUUACGCUAUAUGUGGAUGUUUCAAGAGAAGUCUUAAGAUAAUAUGAACCUGAUUUUUAGUGUGAUCAGUCAGAAGGUCAGAUUGUAGUCUGGGAUUUGGAGUCCUACUUGGUCCAUUCAAAAAUUAAGCCCGGUUAAUACUUUUGUGUAGGAGCUACAGAAGUAGCUUGUCUGUAGGAAAAAUGCCAUUGUUGAAAUUUAUACUAGUUCAUUGUUGUGUUGCUCUGUAAUUACAGUGCUAAGUGCAGGUUCUUUACUGCAGAAAUGUAGUUUGCAAUGCAGUGUCCUUCUGUUUCUUUGCCUCCUAUAUAUACUGUAGCUCAGAUGGAUCAAAUAACGCAUUUAUUAAGUGAGCUGGAGAUAAUGAAUGUUGGGCAUCAGCAAUUUUUACUGGUCUUGCAGCAAUCUUACUCAACUUGAAAAUAACAAAGAAGAGGUAGCAGAAAAUACGAAGAUGAAGAGGAGAAAUGCUACCACUGGACCAAUUUGUUGCAGUGAUGAUUCGUAGUAACAGAACUGCACGUAUAACAUAGCUGACUCUAAAGUUUUGGGUUACAGCUUACGCAAUUUGUCGGCCCAACGCUGGAGGCUUCAAGCAUAGCUGCAGUACAUUUGAGGAAAAUUUUGGCCAAUUGAUUUCCGUUUGGGGAUUAAGAAAGUAUUUUUGCAUUGAACUGAAAUUAGUUUCAUUGCAGAGAAUUAAACUGUUCGAGGUAGUGCCGUUUCAGUUAUCACUUUGGUUAAAUACUUAGGCUCUUGCUAACUUAACCAGUGCUUGACAAGAAGAAGCUGUAUAUCUGAACGCAUAAAGCCUUGUCUAACUUCAUUGUCUGUGUUUAACCAGCUGACACUUACUACAGGUUACUGGCAUUCUUGACUUAAGCUCAAGCAACAGUUUUCUUUUUGGAUGAGCUCAAAUAUGGGGCACUUCUUUAUGUAGCGGACAGUUGGAUCAUAACCAUGAUUAUAUAUUAGUCUUGCAGCAUUGUGUUAUUCCAGCUUUUCUGUAAAAACACCCCCCUUAUGGUGGUGUGUUGUUCUGCUCAGCUGUAGGGGGAGAUGUGGAGCAGUGGUUCAGGGAACAGUGCCAACGAGACACUGAUUGACAUAGUUGCUCUACAUAUUCAGCGCUCUCCAUCUAUUUAGGUAGGAGCAUACUAGGACCCAAGGCAGGGGCAAAGAUCUACUGCUACUACUACUACUAUAACAACUACUACUACUAUUAAGAGCGGUGUGUGGACGCUUCUCUUAAAAAAAUGAAUAAGAAAAUAAAAGACACUGUUGGUGUACUGAGGCUGGAGGAAAAAUGCUUGGUAACCGUACUUGCUUCACCUCCUUUUGUAGAAACCUGCUUAAAGGAGCAAUGUGUAAUAUAAAGCCAAAAGUAUCCCACAAAAAGUAUCCUUCAAAUGUAGCUGUAAGAAAAGAGAAAAUGUACAUUCCUUCUCUUCAAUUAUGUGAUAUCAAUUCAACAUCAAAUGUAUUGGAAUCAAAACCCAAAAGCUGAGAAUCAAAAUAAAGUAUCUGAAACCAAGAAAUCCUAAACUAACCAAGGCUACAAUCAUCUUUCUCAGUUGCACUUUUCUUUUUGCGGUUGCAAUUCUGAGUCAUGUCAAUGUAACAUGUCAAUGCAAGCGGGGCAUGGUCGAAAUCAAUACAUUUGCCAUUGAAUUAACACCAUUGCAAUUUCACUUACUUACUUCACUUACUACAAAAAUAACAGUGGCUUACUUGCCAAUCUAAAAGAAAUGUUGCAAGUUCCAUAUUAAACUUCUCGCCUUUGCUCUCCAGGAACUGUCUCCAACGGGGGAGAGCACUGUCAAUAUUUACUCUGGUUUUAGCCCUGUUUCAUCUAUUCUUUCUUCGCUUCCGAAUGAGACUUUUUCCCUGUUCCGGGUGGUUGUGGUGGUGCAAUACCUACAUGACUGACAAGUUCAAGUUCGGCCACAAACCAAGUGGCCUCUUUGUUUCAUCAUGUUGUAGUGAGCCCACAAUGCUGCUCGCUACCGCCACACCUGGCAGAACCUGGUAUUACGAGGCUGAAUGGACGGAAGCUCAUUUUUUAGCACGCUAACUUGAUUGGUGUCUCUGCAUAGUCAUAGUCAUCAUUUUUGCGACAUGACUGCACUUAUUUCCUCUCAUUAUCUUGCUGUUUCUAGGUUAUUUUUGGAUAUUUUAACCUACAAUCUUACACAUUGCUCCUUUAAAGCAAACAUGCGGGCUGACAUGUUGAAGUAUGGCUUUGUGUCUUAGCCUCCCCAGACAGCUUCUAAUGACCGACAUCCAGACCUGUGUCCACUAAAUCACCAAUCAGUUCUCUCUUUAUCUCUUGGUCAUGGCUAUGUAUCUUGUUGAGCAAUCAGCCUGUGUGUAUAUAUAUAUUUUGUAUUCAUUACCAGAAAUACUAUUUUCCUA